CCCUCAAUCAAAAUGUUCAAAUUCGUCGCCUUCUUCGCUUUGUUGGCUGUUGCCGCUGCUGCUCCUGGUCUGAUUACUGAGACCCAUCAUGUUGUCCAACCUGUCGUGACCAAAACAGCAUAUGUUGAUAACAGUGCCUCAUCGGCCAUUACCCAUCAAAGCUUCACCAAUUUGGAAAGGAAAGUCCCAGUAGUCCACACAGUUGCUGCUGCCCCAGUUGUCAAGACUGUGUCGACUCCAGUUGUUCACACCUACGCUGCUGCUGCUCCUUUGGUUAAGACUGUUGCCGCUCCCGUUGUUCACACUUAUGCUGCCGCUCCUGUUCUUAAGACUGUAGCUACUCCUGUUGUCCACACCUAUGCUGCUGCUCCAGUUGUACACACCGCUCCCUUGGUGAAGACUGUUGUCGCCGCUCCUGUUGCCUAUACCGCUUUCCAUUAAG
This is a messenger RNA of Musca vetustissima, 442 nucleotides long. Its product is annotated as cuticle protein LPCP-23-like. The transcript has a single exon. Bases 13 to 441 code for a protein of 142 amino acids. NCBI's taxonomy places the organism in Eukaryota, Metazoa, Arthropoda, Insecta, Diptera, Muscidae. The record is from RefSeq and is a predicted model, not a curated record.